UUCAGUGUUUAUUAUUAUUUUACUUUGACAUUUUGCGUACAGCCCCGCAUGUGACAACACCAACAGUAGGAGUGUGAAUGCGUGAUUAUUCGAUCGAAUUCGAGUCUGAUUAUCCGUAAAAUAGAGUUCAACGGUAUAUCAUUUCACCACUCACAAGGUUUUACUCUACCAAACUGUAAAUUCAAGAUGGAGUUACGUAAUCAUCUCCUGCCAUGGAAACUGGACGACGAUUUCGUGGAACAGAUAGAAUCUUUCGCAAUAUGGGGUAAUUCUUACGACCUGGUACCGCAUAGAAAUGCUAUAUUCACGACGAAAAACAAUCAAGUGUACGCUAUCGGUGAUCUCAUAUCGAGAUGUUUUAAAGCGGCGAAAGGUGCUGAUGGUAGCGAAGAGAAUGGCGAAUUGAAAGGCCUUAAUAAACCGGUGCUGUUGGAGGAAUUGUCCAAUAUUCGUAUUAAAAAAUUCAGCAUAACUUUCAAUCACGUUUUCGUCUGCACCGAAGAUGGUAAAGUGUUGGGAUACGGACGGUACAAGUUUAAGAAAGACAGCAGUUUCAAUUUACCUCAACGUGUUUGCGCAUUAAACGGUAUUAACGUAGUGGACAUCGCCGUAGGAUUGUACGAUAACGCUCUAAUGCUUUUAAGCAGCGAUGGGAAGGUUCAUCAUUGGACCCUAAUGCAGAAACACAGUUACGUAGUCGAGAUCGAAGCCAGCAAGGUAUUCAGGUCGAGACCGAUCGGCGUGUUUACGGGAUCAAAGCUAGUGCAUUUUUUCGUAUUGCUCGAUAACGGACAAGUUGUGAAAUUGAAUCGUCACACCGAACAUACGAUGAAUUUUCCUCGAGAUGUCGAAGAGGAGCAUCGUAAAAUCAAGAAGUUGGCUUGCGGUUACAGCCACGUUUUGCUUUUGAACGAAGACGGUCGUUUAUUCGUCAACGGUUUCAAUGAUUCGGGAGAGCUGGGUCUUGGUGUAAAAACACCAGCUACUGCUGCGGGAGCAUUGGUGCAUGUAGCGUCUAUAAAAGAAAAAAUCGUAGAUAUCGCGGCCACUCCUUCGUAUCCUGUGUCAGCUGCGAUUACCGAAUGCGGAAAAGUGUACAUGUGGGGAAAAUGUCGAGGUGUGCUCGUUUUCGAACCCACUCUCACGUCGUUUAAAUCUCUCAACGAAGUAUUCUUCCACUGUUCGGUGCCUCUCUUUACCUAUCAACCAGUCAAAGUGACCGAAUUAGCUCGCGAACCGCCCCUCGUAGCUCGCGAUCCGCCUCCUGCUGCUCGCGAGUCAAUUAAACCAUCCGAAUUGACGAAUGGAUUCUCAGAGAAGAAUGAUGCUGUGAAAACGACGAACGAACCAAGUUCUCUAGUCGAUAAAUUUUACGAUUUUACCAUCGUCGUGGAGGGUAAAAAGAUCCCAGUUCAUAAAGGAAUACUCAAGUUACGAAGCCAACAUUUUGCUGAAAUGUUCCGUAAAGGGUCACCUACCGAGAAACAGAGUGUUUUAGAAAUCGCAGAAGGUGACUUGAAAUCCUACGAAAUAUUUGUCAAGUUUUUGUACACUGAUUCAGUCGACGAGUCGUUACCUUGCCAUCAAAUCAUAGAACUGCUCGCGUUGGCGAAUAAAUAUCGCGUCGAAUCGUUGGCAGAACAUUGUUCGUCGAAGAUCCAAUCGGGUAUCAAUAUCGAUAACGUGAUCGCGCUUUAUAAAAGUACGGUUUCGCAGAACGACGAAGACCCAAAGAUGAUGAAAAUACGCGAAAAGCUUCGAGAAUUCUGCGUGCUUUUCACCGUUAAAAACGAAGUAGCUGUCGUGAGAUCGAAAGAGUUCGCUAAUCUCAGUCCAGAUUUGGCCAAAGAUUUGAUCAUGGAUGUUUGCAGAAGACGAUCUCUUUGAAUAAUUCAGCAAUGCCGUUAGAUUGACGAUUGUUCCUUUUUAAGAGGCUGUUUUAUUUUUUAGAUGGUGAUUUUUUUUAAACAAAUAAGUUUCUUAAGCCAGUUUAUAAAGUGUUUUAAUUUAUAGAUUUUUUUUUUAAAAAUGGAAAAUGUUUCAUUGUCAUUUGUCACCGUUGUGGUUCUUUUUAUAUUUUUUUAAGUACGUGAGAUGAUUUUUUACGUGGAAUUUAUGACAGACGGCGUAUGUGGCUGCUCUCACGAGUGUAGAUGAAAAGAUUGCGCUCCCGUUUGUUCAAUAAAAAUUAAAUAUUACCUAAUUAGUUUUUUUUUGUACGUAAGUUGGUAUCAUUGAGUAAUAAAAAGUGUAGAAUUGA
Messenger RNA from Planococcus citri (citrus mealybug), 2260 nucleotides. RefSeq names its product RCC1 and BTB domain-containing protein 1-like. Bases 187 to 1887 code for a protein of 566 amino acids. The record is from RefSeq and is a predicted model, not a curated record. Lineage: Eukaryota; Metazoa; Arthropoda; Insecta; Hemiptera; Pseudococcidae. Gene Ontology annotation, molecular function: protein binding. The transcript has 10 exons.